This is a messenger RNA of Hyaena hyaena (striped hyena), 750 nucleotides long. RefSeq names its product myogenin (gene MYOG). The record is from RefSeq and is a predicted model, not a curated record. Lineage: Eukaryota; Metazoa; Chordata; Mammalia; Carnivora; Hyaenidae. The coding region runs from base 1 to 750 and encodes 249 amino acids. Gene Ontology annotation, molecular function: protein dimerization activity; DNA-binding transcription factor activity, RNA polymerase II-specific; RNA polymerase II cis-regulatory region sequence-specific DNA binding. The transcript is spliced from 3 exons. Gene Ontology annotation, biological process: positive regulation of myoblast differentiation; muscle organ development; positive regulation of transcription by RNA polymerase II.
AUGGCACCCAGCAGUUGGCGUGAGGGGCUGCAGGAGCCUGGGGGCCAGUGGCAGGAACAAGUCUUUUCCGACCCCAUGGAGCUAUAUGAGACAUCCCCCUACUUCUACCAGGAACCCCACUUCUAUGACGGGGAGAACUACCUGCCCGUCCACCUCCAGGCCUUCGAGCCGCCGGGCUACGAGCGGACUGAGCUCAGCCUGAGCCCUGAGGCCCGAGGGCCCCUCGAAGACAAGGGGCUGGGGACCCCUGAGCACUGCCUGGGCCAGUGCCUGCCAUGGGCGUGCAAGGUGUGUAAGAGGAAGUCGGUGUCCGUGGACCGGCGGCGUGCGGCCACACUGAGGGAGAAGCGCAGGCUCAAGAAGGUGAAUGAGGCCUUUGAGGCUCUGAAGAGGAGCACCCUGCUCAACCCCAACCAGCGGCUGCCCAAGGUGGAGAUCCUGCGCAGCGCCAUCCAGUACAUUGAGCGCCUGCAGGCCCUGCUCAGCUCCCUCAACCAGGAAGAACGUGACCUCCGGUACCGGGGCGGGGGCGGGCCCCAGCCAGGGGUGCCCAGUGAAUGCAGCUCCCACAGCGCCUCCUGCAGUCCAGAGUGGGGCACCACCCUGGAGUUUGGUCCCAACACCGGGGAUCACCUGCUCACAGCUGACCCCACGGACGCCCACAACCUGCACUCUCUCACCUCCAUUGUGGACAGCAUCACAGUGGAAGAUGUCUCUGUGGCCUUCCCAGAUGAAACCAUGGCUAACUGA